AUGGACGACCCCAAUGCUAGCCAGGUUGACGGGGACGCCUUCAUGUCCCCGACCUCGCUCUCGCCCUUUGAUGAAUACGCCGCCAAUCCCAGAUAUAUCGAGCUUCAAGAGGAGCUGCGAGGCCUGUUGUUUGCAGGCGUAAGUCUCGACCCCAGCAAGAGCGCAACGCCUGAGCCGGCGUCUGAUGAGGCCGAUGACCCUGAACGGACCCCCGUGCCGUCGUCAAAAAGCCUCGACUUCUCAAGAGUCUCGAUACCCAAGAUGAGGCUGGUCAAGUACCUCAAGAACUGGGUCAUUGAAUGCUCGCCGUACCUGGACAAGUUUGAUGAGGCACGGCACUUUGGCAUCCAGGUGCCCCUAUUGGCUCAGAGCUCGCCCGGCCUGUUCUACGCAGUGCUCGCCUUUUCAGCACGGCAGAUGGAGAGAAAGGCGUGUCUAGAAAAGAGCUACGACAGCCUCGAGCUGUACCAAGAGAGCAUCAGGCUGCUGGCUCCAGGGCUGCAGGCCAAGGAUCCCAACAUGCUCGUCACGGCCUGCAUCCUCGCCGUCCUCGAGCUCAUGUCCGGCAGCCCCCGCAACUGGCGACGCCACAUCGAGGGCUGCGCUUCACUCUUUGCCUUUUACGAAGUCACCGGCUUCUCGGGGGGCCUCCUGCAGGCCGUCUUCUGGUGCUACGCGCGCAUGGAGCUCUGCGGCGCCAUCAUCUCAGGCGGCGCCGAGAGCACGGUGCUGAGCCUCGACAAGUGGGUGCCGGCCGUGCCCGAGGGCAUCGGCACCACGCGGGCCCAGGCCGAGGACUUUGUCAAGAGCAUCUUCUACCAAAAGGGCCGCGAGACGCCCGACAUGCACGCCAACUGGGCCGUCUAUCUCUGCGCAAAGGCCUGCGACCUCACGUACCGCCAGGUGAGGCUGCUCGAGCUCGGUGAGGCCGACGAGUCCGACGACCGGCCCCUCGUCGACCGCUGGCAUCGGCUGUGGUCGGAGCUGCAGUUCUGGCGUGACACGCGGCCCAAGUGCCUGCUGCCCAUCAUGACGACGGAGCCGAGCGAGAACCAGAUCUUCCCCGUGAUCCUGUUUGCCCACUGGGCGGCCAUUUCCAGCAACCAGCUCUACCACGCGGCGUGCAUCGUCAUGCUGGAGAUGCGGCCGCCAGGCGAGGCGCUGCCCAACACGCUCGAAUACUCGGCCAUCUGGCACGCGCAGAGGGUCUGCGGUAUCUCGUGGACGAAUCCGCACCGCGGCAAUCUCAUAAAUGCCAUUCAGCCGCUGUACAUUGCGGGCAGGCUGCUGACGCAUCCGAGAGAGCAUCUGGAAGUUGCGAGGAUAUUCAAGAUUAUCGAUAGGACAACGGGAUGGGGCGCCAUUUGGCGGCUAAAAGACCUGGAGGCAGAAUGGGGGUACGAGUCAGGGGAGAUUUUGAGCAUGAUUUGA
Trichoderma gamsii is the source of this 1431-nucleotide messenger RNA. RefSeq names its product C6 zinc finger domain-containing protein. The record is from RefSeq and is a predicted model, not a curated record. Gene Ontology annotation, biological process: positive regulation of transcription by RNA polymerase II. Gene Ontology annotation, molecular function: DNA-binding transcription factor activity; transcription cis-regulatory region binding. The transcript has a single exon. Gene Ontology annotation, cellular component: nucleus. Bases 1 to 1431 code for a protein of 476 amino acids. NCBI's taxonomy places the organism in Eukaryota, Fungi, Ascomycota, Sordariomycetes, Hypocreales, Hypocreaceae.